Trichomycterus rosablanca is the source of this 2725-nucleotide messenger RNA. RefSeq lists its product as uncharacterized. NCBI's taxonomy places the organism in Eukaryota, Metazoa, Chordata, Actinopteri, Siluriformes, Trichomycteridae. The record is from RefSeq and is a predicted model, not a curated record. The transcript is spliced from 4 exons. The coding region runs from base 106 to 1383 and encodes 425 amino acids.
AAUGGAGGAAGCUGCGCGGUUGUUGUUGUUCUCUCUCCCGGAGCUCUGCUGCCUCUUCACCGCGGUUUCCUGUUAGAAUGAGCGGAGCGGCGCGGCUACUGAACCAUGAACGCUUCCCUCUACAUCUCCUUCUUCCAGGGCCAGCUGGAGUCGGCGCUGGAGCAGGUGGUGCAGCUGGCCGUGCGGGAGAUCACGGGGACGGUGGGCGCCAGUCUGAGCUCCAUGCUGCUGGAGACCGCGCGGAUAGAGCAGGAGAACCAGCGGCUCAGAGCCUCCAUCCAGUCCCGCAGAGGCGCCGACGCGCAGCGGGGAGAGAACGGAGGAGUGGAGGCGGAGGACGGGCAGCGGGAGCGCGGGGAGCAGCGCGCCGGACACAGCGCCUCUCAGCCCGGGUCCCUCGCGGACUCGCUCCGCCUGGAACACAAGCGCAGAGCCGUGGGUCAGCUGAAGCUGGUGAUGGAGCGAGUGCUGGAGUUCGCCGUGUGUGAGCUCAGUAAGAUCGUGGAGUACAGCCUCGACGACGUUCUGCUGGAGCUCAGGAAGACCGAGCGUGAGCACGAGGAGCUGAAGCUGAAGCUCCACAGCGCCGGCGAGGAGAACGGCGCGAGCGACGCCGAGGUGAAGACGAGGAAGAGCCGGGCGAAGGGGAACGGGGUGGGUUCUCCCAGGAGCAGCACUGAUGGUGUGAGGGAGGAGGACCGAGGAGCGGAGCAGAACACUGAGGACUCGGCCCCCUCAGCAGUGAUGAGUGUAUCUCAGGACUGGGUCCCGGUGUUGAAUAAAGUAUUUGGACAGUCCUGGUGCGGAGACGUUUGGCCCCUUAGAGAAGCAGUGGAGAUUAAAACUGAGCGCGUGCGACUCUCCUCUGAGGGUUCCAUCCUGGAGGAAACAACUCCACAGAGGAACCACGACGACCAAUCGGAUCAGCCGCAGUGGCUCGGCGACACCGAAAUGGCCGGGAACUUCGACCCCCCGCCGACGCCCGUCAGCAGCACGACAGGUGAGGACGGGCAGCUGAAAUCUCCGUCCAUGCUCCACCGCCUCCUCACGCUCCCGACUCGGCUGCUGGACGGUGACGACGACUCCAUGGAGUCUGAGGACAGUCUGAUCAACGCCGUGAUCUCCAGCCACGUGGCUCAGACCGCGCGGCGCGAGGGGGCGGAGGACGGCGAGGGCCGAGACGCGGAGGAGCCGGACGCGGAGGAGACGGUCAAACCGAAGUCGCACAAAAGCGGGAAGAAAGUUCACGCCUGUAAAACCUGCGGCGAGAAAUUCGGCCGCGCCCAUCAGCUCAAAACUCACCGGCAGACGCACAAAGAGGCGGGGCGCUCGUACGAGAAGGUCCACGCCCGCGUCCGGACCGGCUCGGGGAGCGCCACGUGAGCUGGAGGGACGGAGGGACGGUGAGGCUGAGGAGAGACGAUGACGUGGUGAUGUUAUUUGGCCGUCCCUCCCUCAGGACCGCGAGGACGGUGACGGUGACUGAAGCUCUUUGAUGUCGAGGUUUUCGGCGGGUCUGAAGUGGACGAGCCCAAAGGUACUAGAACAUCGAACAUCACGAUUUGUCGUCUGUUCCGUAACAUCACACGGAUCCCGAUGAGCGCCGGAGCUUCUGCGUUCGCUUCUCUGUGCCACGCCCAUCACGUACACGGAUUCACACGUCCGGCGGAUGGUCAGUGAAGUGCUCGGCGCCCGUGCGGGAGUUCAUCAUUUCAUCGUCCAUCUUUUGUACUGAACAGAAACCAAAACUGCAAAAACGACAUUUUAAGAUUGAAUGACUUACGGGACCAAGAGGCGCUCGUCACGCACCCCUCACUCACCACUGACCCCAAACUCACCCCAAAACAAUAAACUCUCCUGAAUCUCCUGGUUUAGGAUCAUAAAACCACGUCAGCUUUCAAAUAAACGUUUAACAGAAAUAAUCAGAUCAGCAUCAGAACGGAUCAGAACCGUGCGGCGCCGGGGACCGAAACCAGAUCUUAUUAAAUCUUCUAAAAUCCUGUCAACAGUUUCAUUAAAACAAAAAUAAUCAGGUUUAAUCUGAAGACGACGUCGGUGGAUUAAAGCUUUGAUUCCAUUCAAACAAUAUUUAGGGUCCAAACACAGACAGUUAGGACUUUAAUAAAACGAAGCACAGAACAAACCGUAGCUCAUACAAACACCAGACUCACUCAGCAGGUAGAAGUUUUCCUCACCACUCGGGCACUCGGUCCAACUGGCCUCAUGGUGGCGCUAUAGCGAAGCAGGGUUUGUAUCUGCUACCCUGUAUAACAUAGAGACAAAUUCUCAUUCUCCCUGAUCACUCGUCUCACAUCCUCGACCCCAAGACAAGUACAGACGCUUUAUCAUGGAAAUAUUUGCUUUAAAGCUUUAAUCAUUCAGAUUUAAAAAAGGGCAGACAUAAGCCCUCUCUAAUAUUAUUAUUAUUUAUUAUUAUAACUAUUAUUAUUAGUAGUAGUUUAUAGUUGCACAGUAAAAUCAGGACACGUGAUUUCUGUUCUCAGAACUUUAGAACCACGUGAUUGUGAGCAUUAACAUCAGUAGCACUUAUAUUUCCAGGUGCUGUAUCCUAAAUCACAUUUUGCACUAAUAAAUACCAUCAGUGCACUUCUAACUAGUCUGUGUGUGUGUGUGUGUGUGUGUGUGUGGAGGGUGAAUUGGGACACAGCCCCUUCUUUAAAAAACAGCUUUUGUACCCCACGGUUCGAGAACUCGGAUGUUCUGU